AUGUCACACCCUGCUGACAUCAAAUGGUCUGGACCUCCUCCAUGUUCUCCAGUUUUGUUGCAGAGGGCGGAGUCUCAGUAUGAUGUCAUCGAUGCAGCCCUACCCCCACCAGCAGGGGCCACCCAGGCCCUCCUCGAGGGCAUGUACACAGAGUUGUCACGCAGACAUGGUGGUUGUCAGCAGCUGGUUCUCCUGACCCGCCAGCGCCAUCUUCUGACCCUGACCCGCCAGUUUGUUGUCCAUCAGAUGAACCUCAUGAAUUACAUGAAUAGCAUGUGUGAGCUGUCACAGCAGAGUCCCCCGAUACCGGCCCUCCUGUCUGCCAUGUGCCUGAGGCUGCGUGACGUCACCUCUCACAGCGUGUUACUGCACAGAAGACUUCGGGAUGACCCCUGCCUGUACCCCAUCCCCUCCCCCUCCAUGCAGGACACUAUCAGGAAUAUACCCAGUGUCCUGCUCCUCAUGGUGGUUAAAGCCACCCUCCUCACAGAGCAGUUUAUCCUCCGUGUGCUGCGCAGGGUGGCACAAGUCCCAGCUGAGGUGACUCCAGACCUGUGCCGGUCUCUGACAUUGUACAACCAGGUGGUGGACGACUUAUCCAAGCGAGCACGACCAUUGGCAGAACUGCGGCCAUUUUGUCUGAGCCGGACAUUGGAGAUAUUGGCAGAAGGGAGAAGCCGAGUGAUGGCGGUGGAGUUGUGUCGGAUGUGGUCUCGGUGUGGUCUGGAAGACACGUUGAGGAGAGAGAUGGAGACCGAUAUGAACCAAGCAGCUGAUCCUGAUCUUAAUACAUCCUAUAGUCUGCAGAAGAAGAGUCAGGGGGUCCCAGGUCAGAGAUCACCCAGCAGAAUGGGAGUCCUUGUCCAAGAGCACAGGAGUCAGGUAGUCCCAGGUCAGAGGUCACUCAACAGUCUGGGGGUCCUUGUCCAGGAGGACAGGAGAGAGAUAGAGUCCCACAUGAACCAAGCUACAGAUCCUGUUCUUAGUCCAUCCAAUAGUCUGCAGAAGAAGAGCCAGGUGGUCCCAGGCCAGAGAUCAACCAGCAGUUUUGGGGUUCUUGUCCAGGAGGACAGGAGUCAGGUGACCCCGGUUCUACAGAUCCUGGUGAGCUUGGAUCUGAAGAUGUGGAAUCAAGUCCCGAGUACCUCACAACCUGCUAUGUAUAGUCAGUACUGUGCCUGCCUGUGGCCAGCCCUCUGUUCCCAUGUCUUCCAUGCUGUCUGUCUGGGGAUGAGGGGACCGAGGGCACUACCAGCUCUGCUGUCACUUCCUGAGGGGUUGUGUGCAUCCGCUGUCCACGUACUGCGGGAUACAUUCAUGUCAGGUAUGCAAUGA
Molecule: messenger RNA, 1335 nt
Organism: Staurois parvus
Lineage: Eukaryota; Metazoa; Chordata; Amphibia; Anura; Ranidae
Source: the annotation of a GenBank genome assembly